Sciurus carolinensis (gray squirrel) is the source of this 2867-nucleotide messenger RNA. RefSeq names its product TATA-box binding protein associated factor, RNA polymerase I subunit A (gene Taf1a). NCBI's taxonomy places the organism in Eukaryota, Metazoa, Chordata, Mammalia, Rodentia, Sciuridae. The record is from RefSeq and is a predicted model, not a curated record. Gene Ontology annotation, cellular component: RNA polymerase I transcription regulator complex. Gene Ontology annotation, biological process: transcription by RNA polymerase I. The coding region runs from base 126 to 1478 and encodes 450 amino acids. The transcript has 11 exons.
GCAGGUUUUGCGCAGCUCACAGGAAGCGCACGCUAACGACUUCCGGUGAGCGUGUUCUUCAAGUUGUAUUGGAAGUGGGAGGCGGUUUACCGCAUUGUCCCGGCUGUAGAUGGUUUGGAAUAGAUAUGAGUGAUUUCAGUGAAGAAGUGACCAAGCCCGUUUCAGAGGAUGACCAGGUGGAAACAUCUGUGCUCACUGGUACAGGAAUGUAUUUUCCUUGGCUUCAAAAGCAUUUAGAAACUGUAGUGACUGGAGGGAAAAAGAAGAAGGAUUUUGCUCAGACAACAAGUGCUUGUUUAAAUUUUAUCCAAGAAGCUCUGCUGAAGCACCAGUGGCAGCAAGCUGCAGAAUACAUGCACAGCUAUUUGCAGAUCUUGGAAGAUUCAGACAGCUACAAAAGGCAGGCUGCACCUGAGGUUAUUUGGAGGCUUGGAAGUGAAAUUCUCUUUUAUCACCCCAAAAGCAAUGUGGAGACUUUCAGUGCCUUUGCUGAUCGGAUGAAAAAUAUUGGCGUCCUGAAUUAUUUGAAGAUCUCCUUACAACAUGCAUUGUACCUUCUGCAUCAUGGAUUGCUUGAGGAUGCAAACAGAAAUCUAAGUCAGGCAGAGACAUGGAGAUAUGGUGAAAAAUCAUCUUCCCAGGAAAUAUUAAUCAAUCUUGUUCAGGCCUACAAAGGACUUUUGCAGUAUUAUACAUGGUGUAAAAAGAAAACGGAAUUGUCAAAGCUUGAUGAGGAUGAUUAUGCAUACAGCACAGCAACCCAAAAUAUGCUCAGUGAGAGCUGGAAGACAUCUGUAAAUAUUUGUGCAUUGAUUAAAACUCCUGGAGUUUGGGACCCUUUUGUGAAAAGUUAUGUAGAGAUGCUGGAAUUCUGUGGUGAUCAAGAUGAGGCCCGAAAGAUACUCACUAAUUAUGCUUAUGAUGAAAAGUUCCCAUCAAAUCCGAAUGCCCAUAUAUACUUAUACAAUUUUCUAAAGAGAGAAAAGGCACCUAGAGCGAAACUGUUAAACGUGCUUAAGAUUUUGUAUCAGAUUGUACCCUCUCAUAAACUGAUGCUAGAAUUCCAUUUGUUACUUAGAAAAUCAGAAAAAGAAGAGCACCGUAAAUUGGGGUUGGAAGUAUUAUUUGGAGUCUUGGAUUUUGCUGGAUGCACGAAGAACAUAACUGCAUGGAAAUACUUGGCUAAAUAUUUGAGACAGCUCUUAAUGGAGAAUCAUCUUGUGUGGGUUCAAGAAGAGUGGAACUCCAGGAAAAACUGGUGGCCAACUUUUCACUUCAGCUACUUUUGGGCAAAAAGUGAUUGGAAGGAAGAUACAGAUUUGGCUUGUGAGAAAGCUUUUGUAGCUGGAAUACUGUUAGGAAAAGGUUGUAGGUAUUUUCGAUAUAUUUUAAAACAAGAUCAUCAAGUGUUACGGAAGAAAAUUAAGCGAAUGAAGAAAUCAGUGAAAAAAUACAGUAUUGUAAAUCCAAGAGUCUGAUAUUAAAUUUUAGUUAUUUCACAGUUGUAGCUACACAGUAUAGCAGUAGAUUGUUAUUAAAUGUAUUUAUUUGAUAGUUUAAGAAGGUAGUUUAUAUGACUAUAAAAAGUAUUUUUGUAUUUUUUUGUAUUUCCUUUUACUGUAAGUUAUAACUAGAAAAAUAAUGCCACUGCCUUUGUUCCUUGUAAAUAUAUAUAUAUACACAUACAUAUUUUCUUUUUUGGAAUGUUAAAUGGAACUUUUUUUAUAUUUUAUGGAAUAUUUUUUUCAUUUCUUCUAUAAAUGAAAAAACAUGUUUAAUUAGAGAAUGUAACUCUGUAGCAAUUAUUACUUGAAGAUAACUUGCCUCUGACUGUUAUGUAAUAAAAUACAACUAGUGGUACAAAAUAAAUUUCUGUUCUUUCAGACUGUAAAUUUACCCAUGUUAGAUUUACCACCAUGAGAAAAUAGUGAUGAGUUCUGUUGAGAAAUUUUGGAAAGAGAGAUGAAUUUAGGAAAUGACUUUUUUCUUUUUUUUUAAGACAUGGAAAUUUAGGGUUGAGACUUUUUUUCUACCAGAUAGAAAAAGACCUUCGACUACAGAGGAGUAUCUGGAUCAGAGAGGUAGUGGGAACUGGCUGUUUCAGCUGGCACUGGCCUAAUUUAAAAAGGCUGUUAGGUUUGUAAUUGCCUGGCACAGCAAUCUUAAGAUGCUUUAGAACACACAUGUCUUCUUGGCUUUCUUGGAAACUAGAAUGCAGCAGUAAGCAGUUGCCUGAAGGAGGAAACCUUACCAGUGAAAUAGUAAUCCAGCAUCACACAGUAAGCCCAGUGGGACGGUUUUUUGAGAACACAAGCUGGGCUUGAUAGCUUGUUGUGAUUACUGAGUGUUAAAGUAAGUGCUUCAAAAAUGCCUGCCUUUUAUUCAUUUCAUGUUCAGAUAACUAGUAAUUGAGUUCUAUGAAGGCUCACUAACUUUACAGUAAGCCUAACUUUAAAGCAGCUGCAAGAAAAUUGGGGGAUAAAUUAUGCUUUGUCAAUUUAUAUUUCAGUGUUAUUUUGUACUUGCUAAAACCAGUUCUAUCAAUAAAUAUCUAACCUUACAAUGUACACAUAAAACAAGUAGGUAUUCCAACAGAGCCAGAGGGAACCAAGCUAAAGCCACUGCAUAAAUAGGUCUAACUUUAUUGCUGGGAGUGGAAGAUUGGGUUGUGUAGGAGUUCUGUAUAAGAUAGACCACCACUCAAGGAAUGAAAUUCCCAGAUAAUGUGGACAAAAUCUCAAAGUGUAGGCCAAGUAAACCAGGGCAUCUAUUCCCUGAAACCUUUGUCAAAAAGCUAUAAAAUAGCUAGAGAAUGGAGGUAAGAAUGAGAGUAGAUAUGGUUCUUGGUUUCUAUACAAAACUUACUU